AGACUAUCAUCUCAACCAAACCGUCCGAGUAGGAAACCAGCCACCGAAUCAUUCGCUUGGAAUCAAGAACAACACCACACAGGCACUAUAAAUCGGCGAGCAUCGUACCACAGAGGAGACCAAACACCGCACCACCAUGGCAAAAACAAGGAGGGGAAACGGCAGCAGCAGGAGUUCGGAGUGCGUUGACACCGUCGACACCGGAAGGCUUUCGUCGCGGACAUCGUCGUCGAGAUCGGCCUUCAAGCGCCGCCUGCCACUGGCGUCGUCUGUGACGACGUCGCUCGUCCUUCUCUCCUGUAUCGUGGCCUUCUCUUCCGUAACACCGGUGCGAUCCUUUUCGUUCCACCCUCUGCGUUCGUCGAACGCCCGCCUGGUUGGAACGCAAAGAGAUCGACAGCAGAAGCAAGCCUUUGCGGCCCCGGAGACACUCGCGCACCGCAACGCGUUCGUCCUCAACGCCGCCGAGACCGAUUCCCGGGACCACGCCGAUGAAAACGCCGGCGGUUCCGGCGAGGAAACGAGAACUUCCGGAGUGGUUGCGGCGGCGAGUUCGCCGUCUCGCAUCAAGAUUCCCAGGGGUGGUUCCGACGACGGAUACGACGGCCUGGGGGAGUACGAUCCCUCCGAAAACCUCGGGGUCGAAUCGGUCAACGUGGGAGAUCCGCAGCUCCGCGUCAAGGUGAAAGACAAGAGCGUCACGGAUAUAUUGAAGGAGCUGGCUGCCAUCCAACAGCAGGGCCCGCAGAAAUACUGCAUCCUGGGAACCCGCCACUGCUCCUAUCUGCACCAGCAGAUCAUUGAAUUGCUGUGCGUACUAGUACUAAAUCAAAUGGGUUUGAUGAGUUGUUUGGCUGUGGCCCAUGGAAUGCUGCGCUCUGCGCCUUCCUUUUACGAAUGUGCUUUGUUCUAACAAUCUUAUUUUUUGGGGUCUUUUGGAAUUCAUUUCUUGCGCAGUGCCUAUGCCCUUGUGCUGAGUGGAAACCAUGUUUACACUUCCGGUGCCCCCGGUACCAACGGUAAGUAGCACAUCGUUUCGAUGGCUCGUUUUGUGUUUGGUAUUCUUACGUCGAUAAUCUGCGCGACGAAACAAAUCUGUUUUUUUUUGGAAUGCCAUAUGGUCCCUUGUCGGCUAAUGGUUUGGUCUGUUUUCUUCUUUUGCUUUCGUUUCUUCCGUUCGGUAUCGUUUCGCUUCGCUCCGCUCCGCAUCGCAUUGCAUCGCAUCACAGCUGCUACCGUCCGGGGGGCGCUCCGGGCCGAGCGAGAAGAUUUGCUGACGGUCGUCCUGCCCCAGAGCCUGUCGAAGCAAACGAGCGAGUCGCAGGAACUGCUGAAGAAGGUCGACGACCUCAUCACCAUGCCCCAGAACGACGAGCUGUCCCUGGACGUUGCCAGCCGGAUCUGCAACUCCUACCUCCUCAGCCUGACGGACCAGCUGGUCAGCUUCGCCUUUCACGAGUCCACGACGGUCAUCGAGGCCAGCAAGGAGGCAAAGAAACUGGACAUGCUCGUCACUACGCUGUACCUCGAUUGACGAAACGGAAUGUGUGCAGCGCCCGGCUCGCUCGCUCUUUGCGUCGAUCCGAUCCCCGGCCCAAACGAAUCGUCUAAGUAGCUCGAACGCAUCGUGCUGGUUUUUGUAAAAACGAAAUUCUAUCCGCAGCCGUUCUUACUC
This is a messenger RNA of Pseudo-nitzschia multistriata, 1675 nucleotides long. Lineage: Eukaryota; Bacillariophyta; Bacillariophyceae; Bacillariales; Bacillariaceae. The record is from the annotation of a GenBank genome assembly.